AUGGCUUCAGAUAGUGGUGACCAUAUUACACAAUUCGAAGAGCAUUCAUCGACAUUCCUUGUAGUUGGCGGUGGGAUCGCAGGUGUAACCUGUGCGGAAACAUUAGCAAUUUACCACCCAGAAGAGAAGAUAACUUUAAUAACAGAAUCGAGCGUUAUAAAAACUAUCGCCAAUUUAGAACCCGUUGCAAGAUAUGUUUAUAAAUUUGACGUGAAAGAACAAUCGUUGAACGAUAGCCUUCCACCUGCAAUUCUAACCAUUGUUGACCGACUUAAAACUAUAGAGGCAUUGGAUCAUUUCGUUCUCACGGAGAAUGGUCGACGUAUCUAUUAUAAAUAUAUGUGUCUCUGUACUGGUGCUACUCCUAAUCUAAUUCUUGGUAACAAUCCUCGAGUUAUUGGAAUCCGUGACACCGACUCAGUUCUAACACUGCAGGAAUUUUUAAAACAUGCUAAAAAAGUUACUUUGCUGGGUAAUGGUGGUAUAGCAAGCGAACUUGCAUAUGAGUUGCAUGGAAUUGAGGUACAUUGGGUGGUCAAAGACAAUCAUAUUGCGUCAACCUUUGUGGAUCCAGGUGCAGCUCAUUUCUUUCAAGAAUCAAUACACCUCAAGAAACCAGAUGGUAGUAAUGCAGACAAAGCGAAUUCACAAUCCACUUCAAUUGUUAAACGUCUUAGAUACAAAGAAAUACAAUCAAAAGAACUAUGUAAAGAAAACAACAAAAUUCGUGGUGCGGCUUUGGGACCCGAUUGGCACAGGAAUUUCACAUUAACUGGUAAUGCAUCAUCUACAACUGAUUCACCGAUUAUACAUUACAAAACACAUAUUAAGGAAAUAGUAGAAAAAAAUAAAAAAAUAUUUAUUACGCUCAACAAUGAUGAACGUAUUGAAUGUGAUUUCCUUAUAUCCGCAACCGGUGUCGAACCCCAUCAUAAUUAUUCUUGCUCGAUUCCUUUUUCUAUGGGAACCGACGGUGGAAUCGCCGUUAAUGACAUGAUGGAAACAAAUGUUUUAGAUAUUUAUGCUGCUGGCGAUGUUUGUACCGCUAUGUGGGAACAUGGUGAACACUGGUUUCAAAUGCGAUUGUGGACACAAGCUCGCCAAAUGGGUUGUAUGGCCGGACGCAGUAUGGACGCAAAAUUAACAAAUGAAGUGAUUUAUCAAGACUUCUGCUUUGAACUUUUUGGACACGUUACUCAGCUAUUUGGUUAUCCUGUUGUUCUUCUCGGGCGAUACAAUGGACAAGGUCUAGGAACCGAUUACGAGUUACUGAUUCGAAGUACUGCUGGUAAGGAGUAUAUAAAAUUUGUACUUCAAAAUGGCCGUUUACGAGGUGCAAUAUUGAUUGGGAACACAGAACUUGCUGAGACCUGCGAAAACCUAAUAUUAAACAAAAUUGAUCUUACACCAUAUGGAGAUGACAUUCUCAAUCCGGAUAUCGAUAUUGAAGAUUACUUUGAUUAAAAGUCAUUGCUAUUAAAAUAUUUUGUUUCUAUUCAUACUAGUGUACAUAAAUUGAAAAUAAAAUAAUAUUACAUGAAAACCACUGUUCA
Molecule: messenger RNA, 1553 nt
Organism: Bactrocera dorsalis (oriental fruit fly)
Lineage: Eukaryota; Metazoa; Arthropoda; Insecta; Diptera; Tephritidae
Gene: Pyroxd1
Product: pyridine nucleotide-disulfide oxidoreductase domain-containing protein 1
Exons: 1
Coding region: 1-1464 (487 amino acids)
Molecular function (GO): flavin adenine dinucleotide binding; oxidoreductase activity
Source: RefSeq, a predicted model, not a curated record